AUGACUGAAAUCUCACCAUUAAAUUGCACAACCGCAACGCAUGAAAAAAUAGUGGUACUUAAUCGAGAUGUAAGAUAUAUGUUGAUCAACAAACUUAAAGGUUUAGAUGCUAUUAAUUUCAUGGAAGCUGUAAAUCGGUCUGAGCAAUUUGGUGUAAUCGAAAUAAACGAAGAUCAUUUUUUUAAUGUUGUUUUCAUGAAAAUCUCCAAGAAUAAAACCAUCAAAAUCAAAAUGCCAUAUCAUUUUGCUUGCUUAGACAGUCUGUACAUUGAUGAUCAAGGAUAUUUGUAUACUCAAAAAUAUUGUCAAGAAGAAUGUCCACCGAUUCGUAUAUUCAUUCAUCCUACUUUUACAGUAGAUGCAUUUGAAAUGUUAUGUUUCACAUACAAAACUGAAGCUUUUCGAUGCCACAGUCGUUUAUUACCAUUCAAUUGCCAUCCAUAUGUUGGUAAUUUAAUCUUAGUUGAUUAUUUCAAUUAUAAAGAUUCAAUUGGUUCUGUACGUGAACUCAAUAAACACGAGAAAUAUCUUUUCAAAGAUAUGAUUUCUCAAAAAAAGGUUCCCUAG
Molecule: messenger RNA, 567 nt
Organism: Adineta ricciae
Lineage: Eukaryota; Metazoa; Rotifera; Eurotatoria; Adinetida; Adinetidae
Source: the annotation of a GenBank genome assembly